GCGAGGUCCGGGAACGCGCUAAUAAAAUGUAGUUCAGAGAAAAUAUCAAAUCGCAGAGAGAGAGAGAGAGAGAGUUAAAGCGAAAUGUCUCCGUGUUUCGUCGCAGUUUCUGCGGUUCUCCUGACGCUCGUGAUCGUGUGGAUCUGCGGACACGCGCGGAGAAGACGCCCCGGGGAGCCUCCGCUCGUCUCUGGCUGGAUCCCGAUCAUCGGAGUCACUCUGGAUUACGCCGCAAACCCUUUAGGCUUCUUAAGAGAGACGCAGAAGAAAUAUGGGGAUGUUUUCACAUGUGCCAUUGCUGGGAAAUACUUCACGUUUGUCACAGACCCCUUUUCUUUUUCCACUGUGGUCCGGCAAAGCAGAAAUCUGGACUUUAAGAAGUUUUCUCUUGGAUUUUCUCGCCGGGUCUUUGGUCAUGCUGACUUCAACGAUCCGCAGUUUAGUGAGAGUUACAGGGAAGUUCACGGCCUGUUUCGACAGACGCUUCAAGGCCCUUCUCUACAGGAGCUCAACGAGUCCAUGAUGUUCAAUCUACAGACGGUUCUGGACCAAGAGAACAAGUCCAUGUUGUGUAAUACACAGAGGGUUCUGGACAGAGAGAACGAGUCCACGUUGUGUAAUCCACAGACGGUUCUGGACAGAGAGAACGAGUCCAUGUUGUGUAAUACACAGACAGUUCUGGACCGAGAGAACGAGUCCAUGUUGUGUAGUCCACAAACGGUUCUGGGCCGAGAGAACGGAUCUGAACACCAGUGGCUGGAAGAAGGUCUUCAGAGCUUCACGAACCGCAUCAUGUUCGAGGCCGGGUUCCUCACGCUCUUCGGGACAGACCCGGGGUUUCUCCAGGCCAGCAGAACACGCAUGCGGGAGUUUCUGGCGUUCGAUCACGCGUUCCCGUUCCUGGCGGCUGGCGUUCCCAUCGGAUUGAUCCCGCGAGUGUGGAGAGCGAGAGAAGCUUUAGCCGAGGAUCUCAUGCAUGAGGAACUUCACCAACGGAAAUGCAUCUCGGAUCUGAUUCAGCGCAGAAUGGAGGCUUUUGAUCGCAUGCAUUUGGAUGAAACUGGAAAAGCACGGACACAUAUGUGUAUGUUAUGGGCGUCACAGGCUAAUACUCUUCCUGCGGCCUUCUGGAGUCUGUAUUACACACUCAGAUCUGCGGACGCUCUCACCGCUGCUCGCACAGAGAUCAACAGUGUUCUGUCCGGCCAGGUAUUAAGCAACCAGGACCAAAGAAUCGAGCUUUCUCGAGAACAGCUGGACUCGAUGACUGUAUUGGAGAGUAUAAUCGAGGAAGCUCUUCGCCUGUCCAGCGCCUCCAUGAUGAUCCGCGUCGCUAAUGAAGACUUUACUCUGACGCUGGACUCGGGUCAGACAGCUGAUAUCCGGAGAGGAGAUCACGUUGCUCUUUACCCACAGCUCAUACACAUGGAUCCCGAGAUCUACGCCGAUCCCACAGAGUUCAGAUUCGGCCGCUUCCUAGAUGAGAACGGUCAACGCAAGACUCAUUUCUUCAGGAACGGGCGCCGACUGAAGCACUUCUUGAUGCCGUUCGGCUCCGGUGCCAGCGAGUGUCCGGGGCGCUUCUUCGCGCUGCACGAGAUCAAGCAGUUCCUGGCCGUGACUCUGUGGCGUUACGAUCUCCAUCUGUGUGACGCUGGUGCCCCGCUGGAUCCUGACGCCCGGCGCGCGGGUCUCGGUGUUCUGCCGCCCUCGCGGGACGUCCCGCUCCGAUACAGGAGGAGAACACACACCUGACAG
Messenger RNA from Rhinichthys klamathensis goyatoka, 1758 nucleotides. RefSeq names its product cytochrome P450 7A1. Gene Ontology annotation, molecular function: steroid hydroxylase activity; heme binding; iron ion binding. Gene Ontology annotation, biological process: cholesterol homeostasis; bile acid biosynthetic process. Bases 85 to 1755 code for a protein of 556 amino acids. Lineage: Eukaryota; Metazoa; Chordata; Actinopteri; Cypriniformes; Leuciscidae. The record is from RefSeq and is a predicted model, not a curated record. The transcript is spliced from 6 exons.